AAUGAGAUGGUCACAUUGAAUAGAUGUCAUUGUAAUUGUCAAAUUUUAUAUUUUAUAGUAUUUGCAUUGCGUUCUUCAUUUAUUACAUUCUCAAAUUUUGUUUAACUUAAAUUGUCUCAAGACUUAUUUUCGUAUAAAUAAAUGGAGUGAAACGUAUAUUUGAAAAUAUUUUGUACCUCUUGAUUGCUAGUGAGUAUUUAAAUGUUAUUGAACGUAAUUUUGUGACAAAAAGAAAUGACUGUUAAUUUUUUUAUAUUAUCAAAAAAUCGUGAAUGCCACAAGUACAAUUGUUAGUUGGUGGCGUAUGGAGAAUAAAAUGGGUGAUUUGUAUAUAGCCGUCGUCUGCUCUUCGAAUAUGAACCGAAGUAUGGAAGCUCAUGCAUUCCUCGUCAAAAAGGGUUUCAAAGUGAAAUCAUUUGGCACAGGCGAGAAAGUUAAAUUGCCAGGACCUUCGGCUGAUCGACCCAAUUGCUAUGAAUUCGGUAUCCCAUAUGACGAUAUAUAUAAUGAUUUGUUAGAAAAAGAUAAGGCAUACUACACUCAAAAUGGUUUACUUCAUAUGUUAGACAGAAACAGAAGAAUCAAACCCUGUCCAGAAAAGUUUCAAGUGUCCACAGAAAGAUUUGAUGUAGUUAUAACAUGUGAGGAAAGAGUGUAUGAUCAGGUUAUAGAGUGGUUUGGUUCAAGAAGAUCAGUUCAUAACCAACCAGUACAUGUUAUCAAUAUUGACAUUCAAGAUAACCAUGAGGAGGCCACUAUUGGUGCAUUUUUGAUUAGUGACAUGGUUGCAAAAAUGGCCUUAAGUGAAGAUUUAGACAAUGAUAUUGAUGAAUUGUUACAUGAUUUCGAAGCAAAGUGCCACAGACCAAUUUUGAACUGUAUUAUGUUUUAUUGAUAUAUGUACAUAUAUAUAUUAAAAGUGAAUGGAAGGAUGAUUAGUAAGAUUCUCAGGCAGCACUGCAACAUGGAAUCUGCUAUUGAGAGCAGAUUUUAUUAGUAUUCAUGAAGUUUAUAAAGUGAAAUGUAGGUACAAUAUACCUAGAAAUACUUAACAGACUGAUAAAAAUUUAUUGAUAUAAACAUGACUAAUGUAAAUGAAAUGGAUUAUUACAAUGUAUUAUCCCUUGUGGCUAAAGCUUUAGUUAUUAUUUGAAAAUAAAUGCUUUUUUCAUAAA
Molecule: messenger RNA, 1175 nt
Organism: Galleria mellonella (greater wax moth)
Lineage: Eukaryota; Metazoa; Arthropoda; Insecta; Lepidoptera; Pyralidae
Gene: Ssu72
Product: RNA polymerase II subunit A C-terminal domain phosphatase SSU72
Exons: 1
Coding region: 305-895 (196 amino acids)
Biological process (GO): termination of RNA polymerase II transcription
Cellular component (GO): mRNA cleavage and polyadenylation specificity factor complex; nucleus
Molecular function (GO): RNA polymerase II CTD heptapeptide repeat phosphatase activity
Source: RefSeq, a predicted model, not a curated record